Messenger RNA from Ictalurus punctatus (channel catfish), 1683 nucleotides. Its product is annotated as 5-hydroxytryptamine receptor 3A. Gene Ontology annotation, biological process: nervous system process; monoatomic ion transmembrane transport; regulation of membrane potential. Gene Ontology annotation, molecular function: transmembrane signaling receptor activity; neurotransmitter receptor activity; extracellular ligand-gated monoatomic ion channel activity. The transcript is spliced from 10 exons. Bases 127 to 1584 code for a protein of 485 amino acids. Gene Ontology annotation, cellular component: membrane; synapse; neuron projection. NCBI's taxonomy places the organism in Eukaryota, Metazoa, Chordata, Actinopteri, Siluriformes, Ictaluridae. The record is from RefSeq and is a predicted model, not a curated record.
GUGUGUUCAGUGUGGAGUUGCUGAUCUGGACUUCUUCUUUACCAAAGUUAACAUAUAGCUUUUUAUGGUAAAUAGAACAAACACACCGGCAGAGAAUCUCAUUUUGAUAUACAACCUCACACUGUCAUGGCACAGCAGAGGGGACUCACACUUGUCAUGGGAUGGCUGUUUGUCUUGCUUUUUAACAGUCCAGUUGGAUGCCGUUGGGUGUCGGAAUACUCAGGUGGAUGUUGGAAUACUUCUGAAGUAGAACCAUUUAACUGCACUUCUGAUGAUACCACAAGCCUGUAUAAAAAAGUUAAAAAUGCCCUUUGGUGUACUGAAAUACGACCAGUUCAACAACCAUGGGACGUCUUAAAUGUUAAACUGGGCCUCACUAUUGCUGGUAUCUAUGACGUGAAUGAAAAGGAUCAGGUCAUAAUAUUGUCCAUUGUAACAACACUUGACUGGGAAGUGCCAUUUCUGAAGUGGGAUAAUGCUACAUGUGGAACUAAUAAAAUCUCAUAUCCAAAAUCUGAGCUGUGGCUGCCGGAUAUACAAAUAGAGGAGUUUGUGGAUGAAGACAGAAGUACUGACCUACCCUAUGUUCAGCUCAAUUACACCGGUGGGGUUCAUCUCGUUCAACGCAAAAAGGUUUUUGCCACGUGUGAUAUGGACAUCUACAGAUUUCCUUUUGAUGUCCACACCUGCUCACUUACUUUCCAGUCCUACAUGCUUGAAGAGGAUGAAAUGAGCCUGACUUCUAAAUCAAGGGAAUUUAUUCAAAGAUCAUCUGUUACUUCUGACUCGGGAUGGAUCCUUGAAGAAGUGACACAGGUUAAUAACACUUUUAACCUGACCACCAAAAGAUAUUUUUCUUCUGUUAGAUACAAUUUUACCAUUAAACGUGAGGCCAGUCUCUAUGUAGUGAACCUCCUGGUCCCCAGCUGCUUCCUGAGUCUGUUGGACAUGUUCAGCUUCUUCCUGCCUCCUCAUAAUGUUGAUCGGUCGGCUUUCAAAAUGACACUCAUCCUAGGCUACACCGUCUUUCUGCUCAUCACCAAUGACAUCCUGCCAGCCAGUGGCUCAAAAACUCCUCUAAUAAACGUAUUUUUCUCUCUCAGCUUGGCGCUGAUGGUAGCCAGCCUUUUGGAGACUAUGUUCAUUGUUAACGUCAGUAACAAUGCAAACCAUUACCCCAGAAUACCCCGUUGGCUCCAUGUCCUUGUUCUGAACUACCUAGCACGUCUCCUGUUCAUGUCCCCUAAACCUCUUGGUGUUCCGGUGGAAGUGAUUUUAAACCCGCAUGCAAAAGUGACACCAGACACAUCAGGUGAAGCAAUGGUGCCUGCUGACACAGGAGAAAAGGAUGAGAUGGAGUGUGCAGCGGUGGUGGAUGAACUGAAGAAAGUGGCCCGAGAAGUGCUGACCAUUCGAUUUCAGAUUGAAGAACACCUGAGACCCAACCAGGGCAAUAACGACUGGAAGAUGAUUGCAAACGUUAUUGAUCGCCUCCUGUUCCUGUUUUAUGUUCUCUUCGUGGUUGCGAGCUACAUCACUAUAAUUGCCAUAUGGGCCAGUUCCACAGUGCGUCAUUCAAAGUAGGAAACGAGGAAUUUGUAAAGCUGUUAAAGGGGAAAUUAAGAAAAAAAAAGCAAAUAUAAACCUCUCUCAAUACUGUUUCAAUAUGAAAAUAAAUGAUAA